Vollenhovia emeryi is the source of this 3113-nucleotide messenger RNA. RefSeq names its product photoreceptor-specific nuclear receptor-like. Gene Ontology annotation, biological process: cell differentiation; anatomical structure development; positive regulation of transcription by RNA polymerase II. The record is from RefSeq and is a predicted model, not a curated record. Gene Ontology annotation, molecular function: nuclear receptor activity; zinc ion binding; RNA polymerase II cis-regulatory region sequence-specific DNA binding. NCBI's taxonomy places the organism in Eukaryota, Metazoa, Arthropoda, Insecta, Hymenoptera, Formicidae. The transcript has 9 exons. Bases 443 to 2050 code for a protein of 535 amino acids.
GGCGACUCGCCCGAGAGAUCCCGGAUCGGGACGCCGCAGACGUCAUACGCCAAUCCGACAUCGACGAACGAUCGUUUUGCCUACGCGUCGAUCUCGGAACGUCGCUCGCGGUAGCCCGCCAACGUGUGCUCGAUCUUCCUCUCGCGGUACCAAAGCACUUUCUUCUCACCUCGCGUUCGGCGCCGCGUGAUUUUUAAAUUUCUUCGGGCUCGCUCGAGUACGCCGCAUUCCGCUGAUACCGGUGGUGAUUGUUGGAUUGGAGAACCCAGAGGGUCGGACGAUCAAGGGACUUGGUGAUAGAUCGAAAGGGUUCGAAAGUCAGUGAUCGCCGAACAAGUGACUUACGUUUUACGGUGCAUAACACGACACGUAGCAACCUCGAAGUACCAUAUGUUUUAGUGCACCUGACAUCGGCCUGACAACGAAUGAUCGAGGAGGCACAAUGAACGGAACAGCGACAGUCACGGCCACCGAGGACCACCAGCAUCAGCAUCAACAAGCGCAAAAUGAAUCGACUUCGGACCAUCCACGGAGCCCCGCCAGCCCACUGAGCGUUAGACACGACUCCGGCGAGAGCAGCGUCAUUUCCCCGGGUCUACCGGAGCGUUACAGUCCUCUGGGUGCGACGGGUUCCACGUCCAGCCACGAUCCUUACGCCUCCCGGUCGGUCCAGGAAUGUCCGGUACCCCUUUGUAGAGGAAUGCCGACGGACUUUCCUCUGGCUCGCUCGCCAUAUCUGACCGCGCUCGGAAACGGUCACCCGCACUUGCUCGGUCAGGUGCAGCAUCAGCAGCAGCAACAGCAGCAGCAACAGCCGCAGCAGCCGCAGCAUGGUAGUAAACCGCCCCGUAGCCUCGGACUGAUAUGCGUGGUCUGCGGCGACACCAGCUCCGGCAAACAUUACGGAAUACUUGCCUGCAACGGCUGCAGUGGCUUUUUCAAGAGGAGCGUUCGACGAAAGCUGAUAUACAGAUGUCAAGCUGGUACCGGAAGAUGCGUUGUAGACAAGGCACAUCGAAAUCAGUGCCAGGCUUGUCGUCUGAAGAAAUGUAUGCAAAUGGGAAUGAAUAAAGAUGCUGUUCAGAAUGAACGACAGCCAAGGAACACUGCCACCAUCAGACCGGAAGCACUUGUUGAAAUGGACCAAGAACGAGCGCUGCGCGAAGCCGCCGUCGCCGUAGGCGUCUUCGGGCCACCGGUGUCUUUAGCCAUGGCGAGAUAUACCACGCCACUACCUCUGCCUACAGUCGCACCGACGACAAAUUCCACGAACAACGCGGCAACGCCACCUCGGCAGGACAACGAGGAUGGAAACGCAUCCGAGGAUAGCAUAGAUGUAACGAACGAGGAGCCGCUGACGCCUCAGCGAAGCGGAUGCACGCAGCUUCCACCGGUGCUGCCGUCGUUAUAUUCACCAGCGAGUGCCGAAACGGUUUACGAGACCAGUGCGAGAUUACUCUUUAUGGCAGUCAAAUGGGCGAAGAAUCUUCCCUCCUUCGCUGGUCUGCCAUUCAGAGAUCAGGUAAUAUUGUUGGAAGAAGUUUGGUCGGAGCUAUUCCUAUUAAACGCUGUUCAAUGGUGUCUGCCGCUCGAAUCUUCGCCUCUCUUCAGCGCCGCCGAGCUAACCGCUUUGACCCUCUCGCCUCAUACGCAUCCGCACUCGGGGCUGCAUCUGCAAACCACUACGGGAAAGCCCAGCCAAGUGGCAGCGGACGUCAGACACUUGCAUGACACCCUGCAGAGAUACAAGGCGGUCAUGGUUGAUCCUGCGGAAUUCGCCUGCAUGAAGGCCAUCGUUCUCUUCCGCCCAGAAACUCGCGGUUUAAAGGACUCGAGCCAGAUCGAGAAUUUACAAGAUCAAGCGCAGUUAAUGCUCGGACAUCACGCGCGUGCUCAACAACCGAACAGUCCAGCCCGCUUUGGCAGGUUGCUGUUGCUGCUGCCAUUACUGCGGACAGUUCCAGCUGCAAGAGUGGAACUGAUCUACUUCCACAGGACCAUCGGCAACACGCCGAUGGAGAAGGUCCUUUGUGACAUGUACAAAAACUAAAAUCAUCUUAAAUACCAAACAACUUCGCUACGAGCGCUGCACAAUAAAACGCAAAUACCACAUGAUCCGCGGGAUUUGGCGCUAGAAUAAAGAUGGGAUUCAUGAAAGGCCAAAUCAAUUACCGAAGGAAGCCAGUAAAGACUAGCGGGCAAGGCUUUCCUAAAUGAAAGAACAAACAAAACGCGCGAACUUCGUUCCGACACGAUCAGGCCUAAGGACUAAGUCCUAAGUCCCUCUAUGAUGAUCGUAAGAAUUCCGAUUGGCGAGUAUGUCUAUCGUACAAACGCGAAGCACUGAAAGAAUAGCAUCGCUAACGAACAAAACGGCAACUAAAGUCGACCGAGGGGCACUCAAUCGCGGCGUAAAUAUAUACACAUAGAUAUAUACAUGUAUUUAUUUAUUAUAGACAUUUAUCGGGCGUUAGGCUCGGCACGUUGAUAGCACAUUUUCCGUUUUUCGUAGAACGCCAAUGAAUUAAUCCGAAAUGACGUUUUAUUUUUCCUCCCUUCCUCUUUUUCUGAUUUAAAUUCGUCGUGAAGUUACCGAAUUAGAGAGAAAAGUGACGGAGUGAGCAAUGAACACUCCGCAGUUUUAUGAACGCCAGGAAUUCAAUAUGGAAAUCGGUUAUUUUGUAUUUUCGCAAAUUCGCAUUGAAAUUACUUAAAAAAUUAACGUAAUUAUGUAUAAAAUACUUCUUUUUUUUUAUCCACGGACAAAUUGUGCAUCAAAGAUACAAUUAAUAAACCGUGACGAUGUACGUAAAAUCAAAAUUAAAUUGCAUUUGGAAAUAACCGAGGUGGCAAUACGAAUUCAUAAAAUUUAAUAUUGCAUAAUACCGAUUAAUGAGAGUAAUUUGGUUCAUAAAGGUGUGUGAGAUUGAUUUUUUCGACGCUGUAAAUGAAUGCUCGUCCGCACUUUCUCUGUAUAUUUCGUGUUGUGAUACUAUUCGCUGUAAAACGUAUUCUCAAUUGGUGAUAUAUAUAUAUAUUGUAACGAUUACUUGUAAUAAAAAUAAAUCUGAUUAACUGAGUUAUCGUCACUGACUCACUUUUUCGUAGACUUA